AUGAGGAAUUAUAUUGAAAGUCUCGAGGGCAAUAAAAAUGGGUGGAUGCUUAAAAAAAAUAUAUUAAAAAGAGAAAUAAACAAAAAAACAGAUGAAAAAGCUAACACAUCAUAUGAUACAACCCAAUAUGAUAAUGAUUAUUUUUGGAGAUGGAUAAGGCUACUAAAAUAUGAGAUAAAAAAUGAAGUAUGGAAUACUCCAAGUUAUUUAAUAUUAUACAAAUAUUUGACAGAUGUAAAUAGGAGUAAUAUACAUGAUACAUCACAUAAUGAAUUAAGAAAUAAUGAAGAGAGUGAAAGUAGUACUGAACAAAUAGAACAAAUAAAACAAAUAAAACAAAAUAAUGAACAAAUCGAAAAAAUCGAACAAAUAAAACAAAUAGAACAAAAUAAUGAAAAAAUCGAAAAAAUCGAACAAAUAAAACAAAAUAAUGAACAAAUCGAAAAAAUCGAAAAAAUAGAACAAAAUAAUUAUCAAAUAGAACAAAAUAAUUAUCAAAUAGAACAAAAUAGUGAACAAAUUGAAGGACCGAAUAAUAUAAUAGAUACCAAUUCAAUGAAGAACAUAAAUUAUUAUAUAUGGAGAGAAAUACAAAAAAGCGUGUUGCAGUAUAUGCUGAAACAUUAUGACGAUAAAGAUAAUUAUUCUCAUAUAUUAUUUGAAUGGGAUAUUAUUAUUAAUAAUUUUCUAGAAGAUGAAUUAAAAAUAAAGAUAAAAGAAAGAGAUAGACAAAUAGAUGAAGCAUUGAAAAAAGAAAACAUUUCACAUAUAUAUCUUAAUAUAGACAUAAAUAAAUUUAUAGAAGAAAAAUUAAAAGAUAAAAUAAAAAAUAAUAUAAAUGAAGAUACAACUUGUGACAUACAUACUAUUAAUAAAAAAUUAGUACCUGUAAGAAGAUAUAAUUUAAAUACAGAUAAUAUUUUAGAAUAUUUAAAAGAUAUAUAUAAUAAAUAUAAAAAAAAUAAAAAUAUUAUUAAGUUAAAAGAAGAUAUUAUGAAAGAAUUCGAAAAGGUGAUAUACGAAAAAAAAAAUAUAUAUAUAAAAAAUGAAUUUAAAAAUAUUGAAGAUAUUAAUAAUUUUGAUGACUACAAAGAUUAUUGUAAAGAUUUAUAUAGAAAUAUAAAUGAUUUUAUAGAUAUAUUUUUUACUAAUGAUAUUGUAGAAGAUAAAACGACAAAAGAAAUACAAUGUAUUAUAAAAAAUAUUCGUCAGUUGGUCGGAAUAAAUUAUUUUGAUAAAUAUAUGGAAAGAAUAAAAAUAAAGAAAAUGGAAGAAUUAAAAGAAUCUGAAGUGACUGAUUUAUUAGAUAAUUUUAAAGAUUCUGAUGGGUUCAAUAAAUCUAUAACUUCUGACAAACUUGCAUGUGCCUAUUUUUAUAAGGAUGAAUAUGAAUAUCCUCAAUGUUUUAGAUUCUUUAAAGAAUGGUUAGAAAACAUUUCAAAAGAAAAAACAAAAUGGGAAGAGUUUUUAAACAAAAUAAAAUAUGAAGAUAAAGAUCAAUAUGAAAAGUAUUUAGAAAUAUAUCGAUCAUAUUUAUAUGAUGCUAGGCAAAUAUAUAACACUUAUGAAAAUACAUGUAAAGAUGAAAAAUAUUCAGGACCAAUACAUUCUGAUGAAUAUGCACAGAUAAUAUAUAAUAUUUGGCAUAGUUUAAAUAUGAACACAUCUGAUGAUAUUUCUAAUUUUUUUAAGAUACCGAAAUUUUUGUUAUCUGAUGAGGGAAGUGUGAAGUCAAAGGUUGAUAUUAAAUCGGAGGAGCAUAAAACUAGAAGAAUAGAUAAUACCCCUAAUUAUAAUAAUAAUGAUAAUAAUAAUAAUGAUAAUAAUAAUAAUAAUAAUGAUAGAGGAAUAAGUGGAUUUUUACAAGGUGAUACAAAAAUAUAUAAAAGUGACAAUAUAUUACCACAUAAUAUUAAUAAUGAUGAUCUUAGUUUAGAUUUGUCUACAAAAUUUCCACAUUUGAUUCUUUUUAAAGAAAAGGAAGCUAAAGAUAUGUCAGAUGAUAUAAUUAUUAAACACAAAUUUUAUUGUUCUAGAAAUGUAAAUAAUAAUGAUCAAAUGGGUAUAUGUAAAUAUAACCUUAAUGAUAAUAUGAGAAAGAAAGGAAUAAAACAUCAAGGCAUAUAUCACAAUGACAUGUAUCAUCAUGACAAUAAGAUGAAUAAGAAAACAUAUGAUUUAUCUGAAUAUAUUUAUAUCCCAGAGAGAAGAAAAGACAUAUGCACAAAAUAUUUUCAAGAAAUUAAUUUCAAUAAGAAUAUAAAUUUGAAAAGACAAUUAUUAGAAGCUAUUAUAAAAACAUGUGUUGUUGUUGCUAAAAAUUUGCUAGAAAAACAUGAAGGAGAUAUUCAUAAAACAAUGAGAGAUAUUAAAAAUAGUUUUUUUGAUAUAAAAGAUAUUGUUAUAGGAUUAGACAUUGUAGAAAAUAAUCAUGAUGCAUAUAUAGAACCAAUAAUAAAAAAAAUAUUUGAAGAAGGAAAUAAUAAUAUGGAAAGGGAUCGAGUUUUUUGGUGGGAUUUACAUAAAAAAAUUAUAUGGGCAGGAAUGAUUAAUCAAAUUCAAAAGGAAAUCAAAGAAAAAAAAACAACAAAACAAAAAAAAGAACAAGAAGAUAUAUAUAUCGAUCUGUCUCUUCCUAGUGACCAAAUUGAUCAGUUUAAUAGAUGGUAUAUAGAAUGGACAGAACAAUAUUGUAAUCAAAAAUUAAUAAAAAUGAACGAAUUGAAAAAGCAAUGUUAUAAUAAUAAAAAUAUUAAUGUGUGUAAUAAAAAUUGUAAGAACAAAUGUAAUCAUUUUUAUAAAUGGAAUGAUAAAAAGAAAAAAGAAUGGAAUGAACUAGCCAAAAAAUUCGAGCAAAUGAAAAAUGAAGGUAAUUAUAAAAAUAUAUAUAUAAAUAAUUUUACUCCAGAAAUGUUUUUGUCAUUAAAUUGUAAGACAUGUGAUUGUAUACCUAAGGAAGGGAAAUUAUUUGAACAGAGUUAUGAUGAAUAUCGUGAAGUGUGUAAGGCAUGUCCACAGAAAAAAGGAAAUGAAAAAAAAAAGGAACAUGGGCUAGAAAGUGGGCAUAAGGGUCACGUUAGGUCGAGGCGUAGGCGUGAUACAAGUAGUAUAAUUGUAAAACCAAGUAAAGAAAAUUUAAAAACUUUAAUCAGUGUGCAGUGUGAACCAAGAUAUAGUUAUAAACUGGAUUGUGUUACAGAUCAAAAUAUGUUUAGUGUUUGUAAUAUGAUCCAUGAUAUUGAUAAAACAUCUAAAUGUCCGGGAAAAAAAAGUGAAAAUAAAGAUGUUGAUACUAACAUUUCUCAUUUUAAUGAUAAUUCUGGAGAUGUAAAAUAUGGUGUAUAUUGUCCUCCAAGAAGAAAAGAAAUAUGUCUCGAUGCUGUCAAUAAAAUGUUUACAGAUGACAAAUCCAAUUGUCUAAUAGAUGCUUUUGUAUCUGUGGCCAAAAAAGAAGGUGAAUUAUUAUGGGAACAAUAUGAAGAUAAGAAUAAAGCUAUGACGGCAAUAAGAAGAAGCUAUGCAGAUUUAGCAGAUAUUAUUAAAGGUACUGAUCUAUGGCUAGAGGACGAUCACACCAAAAAAGCGAGUGAAAAUAUAAAAAAUGAAUUUUAUUUAGGAGAUAAAAACAAUGAUGGAAUUACACGUAAACAAUGGUGGGAAAAAUAUAGAAGGGUAAUAUGGAAAGGAAUGUUAUGUGGAAUUCAAGAUAAAGUUAAUUCCACAUUUCCAUCUGAACGAUUAUGUUUUUUUCAUAAAGAUUUUGAUGAAAUACCUCAAUCAUUGAGAUGUUUUGUUGAAUGGACUGAAAAAUUUUGUGAGGAAAGAAAAAAAAAAAUUGAGGAAUUUAAGAUGAAAGUGGAUGAAGAGAAUAAAACUAAAAUUUCUAAAGAGUUAAAAUCAUGUAAUGAAACAAAUGGAGAAUCAUAUACAGAAUCAUGUAGAUCAUACAAAGAAUGGACAGAUAAAAAACGUGAUGAGUACAAUCAACAACUUAAUAAAUAUAAUUCUGAUAAAAAUAAUGGUAAAUAUAAUGAUAUCGAAGAUGCUAAUAGUGAUAGCGCUAGUCAAUAUUUAGUAAAAAAAUGUCCUAAUUGUAAUAUGGAAGAUAUUGAAAAAGAAGCAUUUGGUUAUCCUGAAGGGUAUGAAAAUACAUGCAAAUGUUUAAUAGAACCUAAAAAUGAGGAGAGGGUAUCAAGUGAAUCUGAGGAAAGUUCGGUUGAAGAGGAAGAACCUCCAAAAGAUAAAGAUGCUAAAGAAGAGAUUAGUGAAUCGGAUAUAAAUACACAAGAGGUAUCUCCUAAUACUCCGACAAUAGAUGGAAGAGAAGAAGAUCAUAUCGAAAUUACAGAUACACCUGUUGAAAAAAAUGAUUUUAAGAAUUAUAAUUUUCCAACCUUCUUAACAGCCGUAGGUGGUAUAAUUAUUUUAGUAACAUUAUUAUAUAGGUAUACCUUUUUGGGCUUAUUGUUUGGAAGAAAAAAGAAAGAUGUUAAGAAAAAAAGGAUCGAUAUGAUAAAUAUAUUACACAUACCUACAAAUAAUUAUAAUAUGCCAAAUGAAAAAGAUAUAAAUAGUUAUGAAUUUUUUGGAUCUGAUCCUGUUGAAUUAUAUGAUAUAAAAUCUAAGAAACAUUGUGGUAUAACUAGCCAAUCUUAUAUCUGUAUUGAAAACCCUUAUGCUGCCAUAUUAUCAGAAAGAGAACAAAGAAUAUUAGAAGAAUCCAGUGAUUCAGAUAUUGAUUAUGAGCAUGAAGAAAUGGAUUUAGAGAAUAUGUUUCUAAAAAAGAAACCCAAAAAUAAAACAUUAAUUGAAAUACAUUUAGAGAAGAGAAAAAAUAUGAAUAAUAGGGAAGAGGGGUCAAAUAGAAAGGUUCCAAAGAAUAUAACAUGGUUUGAAAUACACAUGAAAGGAAAGGAUAAUAAUAAAGAGGAUAUUCAUAUAAAAUAUGAUAUAGAUAAAAUUAGUGAUAAUAAUAAUAAUAAGGGUGAUAGUAUGUAUUAUGAUGAAUAUGAUGAAUAUGAUGAAUAUGAUGAGUAUGAUGAAUAUGAUAGUAUGGAUUAUGAUGAGUAUGAUGAAUAUGAUAGUAUAGAUUAUGAUGAGUGUGACAAUAUAAAUUAUGAUGAGUGUGACAAUAUAAAUUAUGAUGAGUGUGACAAUACAAAUUAUGAUGAGUGUGACAAUAUAAAUUAUGAUGAGUGUGAUAAUAUUAAUUACAAUAAAGAUGAUAUACCUGAUUAUAUUUAUGAUAAGCCUAAUAAAUGUAGCGAAGAAGAAAACAUAAGACAUAUGGAACAUAUACAUGAUAUAUUAAAAAAGAAUACAGAUGAAUUAAUAUCUAUAUUUAUAGAGAGUUAUAAUAGAAAAUUAGAUGACGAAGAAUAUAAUAAUAUUUUAUGCAUUUUAGAAAAUAAAACAAAAGAAGAUGAUCAGAACAAUAUUGUUAAUAUGAGAGAAGAUAAUAAAAAUGAUAUGCAUAAGGAAACUACAAAAAGGGUAGACACUACUUUGAGUGAUAAUAUAUGCGAUAAGAACAAAAAGAAGAAGAAGAAGAAGAAAAAAAAAAAUAAGAAGAAGAAGAAAAAAAGAAAGAAUAAGAAUAAGAAUAAAAAUAAAAAUAUAUCAAUAUGUAAAAAUACAUAUGAUCAAAAAUUAUUAUGGGAAGAAUGGUUUAAUCGUAAAAAUGAAGAUUUUCUUAAUUCUUUGAAUGAGGAAUAUACUCAUAUUAAUUUAAAUAACUUUAUAGAUAAUGAUAACAACUACAAAAAUGCAAAUUAUAUAUUAGAUGACGUGAAUAAAUAUCCUCUGACUAGUUAUCUAAAUAAUAUAUACAAGUAUUUUAUAGAAAAGGGUGUUCAAUAUUUCGACGACAUAAAUAAUAUACUGAAGAAUAACAUAAAUGAAGAUAAAACACAUAAUAAUAAUUAUAAUGAUAAUAAUAAUACUAUUAAUAAUUAUUAUUAUGAUGAAGAAUAUGAGUAUGAUAUGUAUCCAGGUUUGAGAAAUCCAAAAAGAAAUUAUAAAAUAUUGUGUGAAGAAAUAAGAGAAGAAUGGAAUGUUAUAAACAAUGUAGAUAAAGAUAAAAAGAAAAAUAACACAUCUUUAGUAAAAAUAAUAUCACUUAAUGAUAUUAUAAAUACAAUGAGAGAAGAUAAAACUAAUGAUAAAAUGAGAAAGGAAGAUGUGAAUAAUAGGAAUGUCAAAAAGGAAACUAAAAAAUGGUCAGGGAAUAGUAAUGAUAUUGAUUAUAUAGAUGAAAGUGAUGAUAGUGAUGAUAGUGAUGAUAGUAAUGAUAGUAAUGAAAGUGAUGAUAGUGAUGAUAGUGAUGAUAGUGAUGAUAGUAAUGAUAGUGAUGAUAGUAAUGAGAGUGAUGAUAGUGAUGAUAGUGAUGACAGUGAUGAUAGUAAUGAUAGUGAUGACAGUAAUGAUAGUGAUGACAGUUAUGACAGUAAUGAUAGUAACGAUAACAAUGACAGUAAAGCUAAUGAUAAAAGUGAUGACAGUAAUUAUAGCGAUAAAGAUAAUAUGAAUAAAAACCAUCUAAGUGAUGACAAAAAGUGCACAUUCAUUAUUCCUCCUAAAUAUUAUAAUAGUAAUAUAAAAGAAAAUGAAAAUUAUAUGGGAUAUGAUAUAAUACCCAAAGUAUAUAAUGAAAUGUUAGAAAAAGAUGGAUAUAACAAUUUUUCUGAUUAUAAUAAAAUAGAAGAAAAUAGAAUAAAAGAAAAUGUUAGUUGUCCUUCAGAUGAUAAUAAAUAUAAUUUAAAAGAUGAUGAUGUUUUUGAAUAUAAUGAAGUUAAUUAUAAUAGUAAUAAAGAUGAGAAACCUUUUGAUCCUUCAGAAGUGAUAAGUAUAUGUGACAUUUGUUGUAAUGAUAAAAAAAGAAAAGAUAAUCAUCUAACUUGUGAUUGUAUCUUAUAUAAAAGAAAGGAUAAUGUUUGUUAUUGCAGUGUAUGUAAAGAGAAAGAAAAAAAUAUGAGAGAAGAUUUAUUAGUUGUUAAAUAUAAUGAAUAUCCGAUUAGAUUACCUGAUCCUUUGAAUCUUCUAUAUUUAUUAAUAUCUCGAAAACUUUGGAAAGCAGUAAAAUAUUUUUUCUUUUUCUAUUACUUAUUCAAGUGUACCCUUUUGAAAUUAUUAUUUCAACGAUAUGGAAAGAGGCCAACACGACAAAUUAUUAUUAAAAGCAAAAAAGAAAGAACUCAAGAAAUAUGUUUUUAUCCUAUAAAAGAAGAAAAUAAAAAGGCAUAUGUGAAUUAUAAAGAUGAGCCCCAUUUGAUAAAUAAGAAAAAAUGUAUGUGUGUUGAUUGUUAUUGUAAGAAUUGUAAUAAUCUGUCAGAUAUUCCAAAUGAAUGUACUUGUUCAAAAAUAAAUGAAGAUACAAAUAAUGAUAUGAUAAACAUAUCUGAAAUAUUUUAUCGUUUCAUUAAAUUUAUAACAAUAAUUGAAAUAUAUUUGUGUGUAAUAGAGGAAAUUAAAAUGGAAGAGUGGGAAAAAAAGAAACCAAACUUUUUUAUGAUUUUUGUAGAAGAAAUUGAAGAGAUCGACGAUAUAAAAGAUGAUAUAAAUAAUAAGAACAAUGAUGCUAUUAUAUUCUAUGGUCAUCGAGAUAAGAGAAAAAAAACAAAAAAAAGAAAAAAAAAUAAUAAAAUAAAUGAAAUAAAUAAUUGUGAUGAGGACUGUCAUAUUAAUUCAAUAUAUAACAUAAAAGAUAAUGAAGAAAAUGUUAAUAAAAUAAAAAAAAGAUAUGAAAAGAAAGAGAAAAAAAAGGUAACAAUUCCUAAAAGUAAUGAACAAUUAAUUGAUGAGUGUUUAAAAAAAAGAAAUGAUUUAAUGAAAAAUAUUUAUGAUGAAAAGAUAAAUAUAAGGAAUGAUAAAUUGUAUGAUGAAAAAAAUGAAAAACUUGAAGAAACAAGUAAAAAAGAACAAUCAAAUGAGUAUAAUAAUAAGGAUUAUUAUUUUCCAGUGGAGGAUAAAAAAAAUGUUAUUUUUUUAAAUAUAUUCAAUAAAUAUAAUAAAUUCUGGAAAGAAUUAAUAAAGAAAAAGAAUUGUAUGCUAGAAUUAUGGAGAAAAGAAAAAUGGUUCCAAGAAUUAAAAGAAAGAUGGAUAAAUGAAGAAAAAUAUAUUUUACAUGAACAAGAUAAAGAAAAAGAAAAAUACCUGAACAGGUCAGGUGAUAAAAAUGAAAAUUUGCACACAGAAAAAAGAAAAAAAAAUAUAAACAGCAAAAGAGAUGAUAAUAAUAAUAAUAAUAAAAAUGAUGAUGAUGAUGGUGAUAGUAAUAAUUAUUAUGAUAAUGUUGCAAACAAAUUUUUAAAAAGGAAAGAAAUAGUAUGGAGAAUAAUUAUACAAAACAUUUUAUUAAAUUUAGAAAUAUGGGAUAAGUAUGAAUGGUUUAAUUUGUUAGUAGAAGAAAAAGCAAGCUCAUUUGAUAUUUUUCAAUUGUUUGAUUUUAAAAAUGAUGUAUAUUUUUUAAAUGAUAAUUUAUUCGACAAUAAUAUGUUAUAUUGUGCAAGUACCAAAAAUUAUGGUGUUAUGGAAAAUGAUAAUGAUGAUGAUAAAAUAAUGAAAAUACAAAAUUUAAAUGAGAAAUUAAAAAAUGGAAAAGCUGAAUUUAAAGAUAUAUUAUCAUAUUUACAUACAUAUAUGUUGGAUGAUUGUAAAAGAGAUGAAUUAAUAAAAGAGAAAGAAUUGCUUUUAAAAAUAUGUACAGAAGAAAUAAUAAAAAAGCUGGAAGAAAAUGAAAAAAAAUAA
Molecule: messenger RNA, 8745 nt
Organism: Plasmodium gaboni
Lineage: Eukaryota; Apicomplexa; Aconoidasida; Haemosporida; Plasmodiidae
Product: DBL containing protein, unknown function
Exons: 4
Coding region: 1-8745 (2914 amino acids)
Cellular component (GO): membrane
Molecular function (GO): host cell surface receptor binding
Source: RefSeq, a predicted model, not a curated record